CACUCCCGGUGUCGGCCCGGCCCCUCUACUCCCCCUUGCUCUUCCUGAAUGGACGAGCACUCAACCCACGGCUCACGCCUCCCUCUCUCAUCUCCUGCUCUACCUCCUCAUCAAGAAACUCGCUGCAGCCUCCCGGUACUAUAUCGUGCGGUGAUUGAAACCAGGCCGAUUUGUGCAGCGCCACUUAAAGGAACCAUCUGAAGUGAAUCAGCGCUGACACUACGGUCCAAGCCUUUGUGACCCACCGGCUCCUUGACUCUCACCUCUCUGCCUUGCUAGAACAUUGUGUCCUUUGAGGGGGGAAGAAUGACUGCCAAGCAUCGGAAAGGGAAAAGCAACCACAAACAUGAAGAUAACUUUUUCAAAAAUGAAGUUAUUGAGUCUGAAGUUCGCUCGGGAGGGAAUAACUACACUCUUCUGUUGGUUUUAUUUCUGAUGAUUGUGAUUGGGGGUGCGACCGGCGCAUGGUUCUGUUUCCAGCAGCACCAAACUUUAACCUACUUAACAGACAAUCUCAUGGGCAUGCAGAUGAAGAUAGUGAAACUACAGUCCUCCCACGAAGAAAUGCGGCAGUCAAGUGGCAAGCAGCACAUCUCUGAGAGUCUGGAGACCCGCCUGAAUGCCCUAGAGGAGUCUUAUGCACUGGCCCAGAAAAAGGUGGGCAUGGCCUUGGCUACAGCUGAGCAGCUCAAGACGUCUGACCUCCCCGCUCAGGUGCUGUCACUCCACACUGAGAUGAAAGCCCGCCUGGCAGAGAUGCAGCAAGCCACUGUGUCUCUGGAGCAACUGAGCCAGCUGCAGACCAUGCUGAAGGGAAAGAGUGAGGAGUUUGAGGAUGUCAGGGUUCAGGUGCACGAUCUGGCCACACUGAGCACAGAACUAUCUCAGAAGGUCGAAGACCUAACAGGAAACCUGGGAGAUGCACAAUCACAGCUGGAGGAGAGAGUUGGGCAGGUCGCCACGCUGAGCACCACCCUGGAUGGAGAGGUUGCUGAAGUGCUCAGACUGAAGGAGCAACUGAACACCUAUCAUGCUCAGCUGGAGGCCAGCACACUGGAGAUGGCUACUGUCAGAGAGUUGCUUGAGAAUGAGCAGUCCCAGCGGCUCCAGCAGGCCAAUAUGGAGGAGCAGCUCAAUACGGUACGUGAGAGUCUGCAGGAUCAGAACUCAGCAGCCCAUAGUCUGCACUCUGAACUCAGGGCUCAGCUGAAGAACAUACAGAGGCAGGUUACCCAGGUGGUGGGUGAAGUGCAACCUCCUGCUGAUCCUGUGGAAGAAGCAGUUAAAGAAACAGCUCCCGCAGCUCCAGACGAGGCAGCUGCAACAACUGAAGAAGAAGAACUUGCUAUAGAUGUGGAAGCAGAGGCAGAUGAGCAAGAUGAAGUGCCUGUUGAGCAGGAGGAGACAGAAGAGGCCGCUCCCGUAGAGGAGCUGGAGGCAGUAAAGCAGGAGGAGACAGAUCAAGAUGACUUGGUUACCUUAUCGGAAAAGGAGGAAGUGGAGAUUACGCAGACAGAAGAGGAGGAACAAAGCGUAGAAGAGCAGAUUGUUGAGGAGGAGGAAUCAGAAGAAGUUCAGGAGGAGUCAUUGGUCGAGGAGGAGAGCCACAAAGAAGAAGAAGGAGAAGAAGAGGAGGUGUCAGAAACAGAGGAGGCAGUAGAGGAGGAAAACAAGGAAGGGGAGAUGGCAUCUGAAGGCGAGAAGGGACUGGAGGAGAUAAUGAAUGCAGAGGAAGAAGCAGCAGAGAGGGAGGAAGAAGAGCAGGAUGUAGCAGCUGAAGAGGAAGCAGAUGAGGAAGAGGAGCCAUUAGAAAAUGAUGCUUUUCCAGAGGAUGAAUAGUUCUUUCUUUUUCUUUUUUUUUUGCACCGGACAUACCCAACCAAGAAGAAUGGGAACUUUCUCAGUCACUGUCUACAAUAGGACAAAUGCUGUAGGAAGGCAUUAUUGAUUGCUGUUGUAUAGGUACAGUAUUCAUUAUGUGGUUGCUCUUUGAAAGGCAGACAGAAAAAUUCAGUCACUAUGCUGGAGCUGAAACAUGAACCUCAAAAUAUGAGAUGGCUGUUAAAGUUUGAAAGUGAGUAAAUCAGGAUUUACCUGCCAAUAACAACCUCAAAAGCCUUAAUCCAUAAACGCAUGACUGUCUUUCUACAGAGCAUUUUCCACUCUUCAUAAAUUGCAAGUUUUUCUUUUUUUUCUUUUUUUUUGUUAAGGUUAGAUUUUGUGCAAAACUGAAAAACUAAAAGCCAAUGAGAUAACAAGAAGCCAUUGCAUAAACUGUUCAUCAGUGCACUUGAAGCCAUAAGUAAUGCUUGUCUUGGUGACAUUAAAAUAUGUUCCUUGUUGUCACUUCCUGAAAUUUAUCCUGAGACAAUAUUGUAAAAGAUAAAAACAGAUGUGGAGAGUAAGUUAUUGUAUCCCAGUUUUUUAUACUGGCAAAACAGCCGACUAAAGAACUAGCGGGAAAAAAAAACAUCUUUGAUAAGAUAAACAAGAACAAUUCCUAAAUGUAUUAAAGUAUAGAAUAAAUAGGAUAGGUUUUUUUACUUUAUAAAGUAUGUCUGUGGUUCAACACUUAAAAACAGAAGGUUCUCACAAUAUAGUUUGGCUCAUUGUCUUUUUUGCACUUUUUAAAUUGAUCACAAUUCCAGCCAGACAGAACACACCUGCAGUAUUGUCAGAUACAGUGGAGUCUAAAAAGCUUGAGCCCUCUACCAAAAACUGUUUGGUUUCAUCAGCAUCGUUAUAUUGCUCUAAUAUUCUUUAUUAAAAAAUUAAUUAUGUCGCUAGUUCAGACCAUUUAGUGCUGUUGUGGGUCUUUAACAUGCAACCACAGAUAUUCUAUGCAUUAACUUUGGGGGGGGGGGCACUUGUUUGUAACAAUCAGAAGAGCUUAAUGACGCACCUCAGGGACAAAUUGUUCUCUAGCUGGAUUGAAAACUAUCAGUGACUAAAUGCAGCUAAAUAGUAUAUUUCUAGAGUUGUGGUAAUGCGUACACUGAGGGAGAUUUUCACACCAGUCCUCAGGAGACUACACCAACUAAAGCUCAAUAUAAUGUAACAAACUAACAUGUUCAGUCAAAAACCAGUUGUAGUAGUUGUAGCAUUUGCCUGACCACAUCUUGACAUCAAUGACAUCUUUGUUAAAACAGCAUCAAAAUUGUAUUGUUGAAAACCAGACGUCUUGAUUAGAUGAAUCAGAGUUGUAACGUGUUUACAUUUGUAAAUGGAAAGCUUUUGUGAGGGACAGUUACAUGAGAGGUUAGUGUGACAGUUCAUAAAACCGGAGUCAGUGGAGGAAAGUGCAGGUGUGGGGGUGUGAACUCACACAGGUUCAGCUGCACAUGAGCCAAACAGAAGGACUACUUCACCCUGCAGAUCCAUGUCAGACUUCAUGGCUUGAAGUUCGAAGCAAUACCAGGACUUUCUGAAGUUAGAAAGGAGCUGCAAGGCUUUUCUUCCACAGUCCCCUGAUCUCAACCCUGCUGAACAUUAAAAACAUAAAAACAUACAGCCACGUCACAAGACUUUCUGUGAGAAGACAACUGGAAUAAUGUGAAUCCUCCUGAAAAAAAGAAGAAAAAAAAAAAAAAAAUCAAAUCACUGCUGGAGUGCAAGCUGUGUCAAACAUUAGACAUAUCAAAUAUUAUUUUAUAGAAUUACCAAAUUACCUCUUUAGACACAUGACAAAGUUUAUCUAGUCACACAAAUGUGAAAUUAGUUUCUGAUAAGGGGUUAAACAGAGUUCUUGGUAGUAUAGACUUUUGGACACCACUGUAUUUUUUUACAACUGAUAUUCACUUUUACAAAAUGCACUCUUUUGCCAAGGCUUUGGUUACUGUCAGUAUGACACUUCCCUCGUUGUCAUGUUUUUAAAAUAAACCCUCGUUCUUUCA
This is a messenger RNA of Seriola aureovittata, 3893 nucleotides long. RefSeq names its product neurofilament medium polypeptide-like. The coding region runs from base 307 to 1839 and encodes 510 amino acids. The transcript is spliced from 5 exons. NCBI's taxonomy places the organism in Eukaryota, Metazoa, Chordata, Actinopteri, Carangiformes, Carangidae. The record is from RefSeq and is a predicted model, not a curated record.